GGUUUUCCAAUUUGUUCUUUUUACUUGGUCCCACGCGCCAUCUUCGCCGAGGAUUGCAAUUGAAGGGUAAAUAAAAUCCCGUUUUGGUGGGCCCGCGUGGAUGCUGUUGGGACGGGCUGUCAACGCCGUCUGACAGCCUGUCCGUAUCCCAACCACGUUUAUUGCGUUUCGGUUGUUGGUUGGAUCAUCAUCUUCACCAUCACGAGAUCAUCUAAGCUUCUCUAAUGGCGUCUUUCUCCACGACUCUCCACCGUCCUCUCUCCGCAAUCGCUGCCGUUGCCGUUGCCGCCGUGUCUACUGACCUCCCUGAGAGGUUCCCCGGUCCAAAGACCGCCGAACAACAGCCAUCUCCCUCGCCUUCAGUGGGUUUCUCUGCGUCUCCUUCAUGGUUUCCCCGGAUUUCCAUUUCCAACCUAACAAGGACCUCCUUUCCGGUUCUCAUCGCUCCUUAUCAGUAUGCAAAGCUUGCGAAGCCGCAGGAAAUUGGUCCAGCGAUCCGUUCUUCGCCGGCGGAUGAUGUUAUGUAUCAGUGGCACUUGCCGGCGCCUAGUGUGGGAGAGUCUGAAUGCUCUUUGGCUAAGUCUCAGACGGUGGUGGUUUUGCUGGGGUGGUUGGGUGCAAAGCAGAAGCAUUUGAACAAGUAUGCUGAAUGGUACACUGCGAGAGGGUUUCAUGCUAUUACUUUCACCUUUCCCAUGGGAGAUAUCAUUGGGUACAAGAUUGGGGGGAAGGUGGAACAGAAUCUUGAUUUGUUUGCUGAGCACUUGGCUGGUUGUGUUGCUGAAGAGGAUGGGAAAAAACUGGUCUUUCAUACGUUUAGUAAUACUGGCUGGUUGACAUAUGGAGUUUUAUUGGAGAAGUUUAAGAAGGAUGAUCCUUCAUUAAUGGGGAAGAUCAAAGGUUGCAUUGUGGACUCUGCACCUGUUGCUGCUCCUGACCCUCAGGUUUGGGCGUCCGGUUUCUCUGCUGCAUUUUUGAAGAAGCAGAGUGUAGCAACAAAGGGUGGGUUGGUUUCAAAUGGUGCUGGGCUGAGCAUGAUGGUCCAUUCCAAUUCUAAAUUUGAUCAAAAACCAGCACUUGCAGAAACUGCUCUGCUGACCAUUCUUGAGAGAUUCUUUGGGGUGGUUUUGAACCUUCCAAGCAUUAACAGGAGGCUAUCUGAUGUAUUGGAAGUUCUAUCAUCAGAACAACCAAAAUGCCCACAACUGUAUAUUUACAGCUCUGCUGACAGAGUCAUUCCAGCAAAAUCUGUGGAAACAUUCAUUGAGAGGCAAAGAAAGGCUGGACAUGUAGUAAGAGCUUGUGAUUUUGUGUCCUCACCUCAUGUUGACCAUUUUCGCAACCAUCCAGUCCUCUAUACUACUCAACUCACUACCUUUUUAAAUGAUUGCGUGAUCACCUGUUGCAAAAAUUCUACGUAG
Dioscorea cayenensis subsp. rotundata (Guinea yam) is the source of this 1421-nucleotide messenger RNA. Its product is annotated as transmembrane protein 53-like. NCBI's taxonomy places the organism in Eukaryota, Viridiplantae, Streptophyta, Magnoliopsida, Dioscoreales, Dioscoreaceae. The record is from RefSeq and is a predicted model, not a curated record.